AUUAUCAACAGCUGUUCGUUAAAGUUAAAGUGAUAGUUUAGGGAAAGGACCAGUUCUGUUCAUAUAAUAUCAGUUAUUCCAUUGCCAAGGGUAUUGCCAAGGUAUUUCAUUAUCAAUCUAUCAAUCAUUGUGUCAUCAUCUUAUCUUUUUUAGCGUGUGACUACAGUUAUUAUCAUCAUAUAUAUACUUAUUCAUUUGCAGUCGUAUUCUAAUGUUUAGUAAGCUAAAAGGUAAAGUGGAGAGUCCAUCUAAUUCAUCUUCAACUUCGAUCGAUGAAAAAGCAACUUUGGUAGAUGAUAAAGUUUAUACUCCCUUUGAAAAACCUUCAAAGGAUUCAAAAUUAUUACCUGAACCAAGUUUAUCUGAUGAUCAAAAGGCAAAAUAUCAACAUGUAUUAAGUCAUUUUCAAAAUGAAGACCUUACCAUUGCUAUUAGUGAAGAUAAUCAUAAACAUAAAGAUAAAUCAUUAUAUAAACCUUUAACUAUUGAUGAAAAAUCAUGGUUAACCAGAGAAUGUUUCUUAAGAUAUUUACGAGCUACAAAAUGGAAUGAAAUUGAUGCUAUAGAUAGAAUUGAAUUAACUUUAGCUUGGAGAAGAGAAUUCGAAAUCGAUAAGUUUUAUGAUAAAGAUAAUGGUGUAAAUGGAGAUUUAGUAUCAGUUGAAAAUGAAACUGGUAAAGAAGUUAUCUUAGGAUUUGAUAAUGAUUCAAGACCUUGUCUUUAUUUAAAACCAGGAAGACAAAACACAAAGACAAGUCAAAGACAAGUUCAACAUUUAGUUUAUAUGUUAGAACGAGUUAUUGAUUAUAUGCCAAGUGGUCAAGAUUCGUUAGCUUUAUUAAUUGAUUUUAAAGCUCAUCCUAUAGGUACUCAAGGUGGUAAGAUUCCUCCUGUUGGAACAGGUAGACAAGUAUUACAUAUUUUACAAACUCAUUACCCAGAACGUCUUGGUAAAGCUCUUUUAACGAAUAUUCCAUGGUUAGGUUGGACAUUUCUUAAAAUCAUUCAUCCUUUUAUUGAUCCAUUAACUAGAGAAAAAUUAGUUUUCGAUCAACCAUUUGUAAAUUAUGUUCCAAGUGAUCAAUUAGAUAAAGAUUUCAAUGGUGAUGUUAAUUUCGAAUAUGAUCAUGAUAAAUAUUGGAAACCAAUGAUUGAAAUUAGUCAAAAGAAUAAACAACGUUAUUUUGAAAGAUUUGAAAAAUUUGGAUCCCAAAUUGGUUUAAGUGAAGUCGAUUUAAGAGGUGAAAAAGAUGAAUUGAUUUAUCCUGUGGGUCAAAUUUAGUUAACCUAGACAUCAUCAUAUCAUCCGUCAUUCAUUCAUUUAAUUUUUUUUUUGUAUUUUUAGUUAUAGAUUAUAGCAUUUCAUCAUGUAUUAGUU
Messenger RNA from Scheffersomyces coipomensis, 1378 nucleotides. RefSeq names its product phosphatidylinositol transporter (gene PDR16). The transcript has a single exon. Lineage: Eukaryota; Fungi; Ascomycota; Pichiomycetes; Serinales; Debaryomycetaceae. The record is from RefSeq and is a predicted model, not a curated record. The coding region runs from base 212 to 1282 and encodes 356 amino acids. Gene Ontology annotation, molecular function: phosphatidylinositol transfer activity.